CAGCGUAUAAAAGCAGUAGGAAGGCUUUUCUGUACAGUGAGCGUUGUUGACUCAGGUUUUUAUUUUUAUUUUAUUUUUUAAUUGAUCAUAGACAGCUGAGACAUUGGAUCUGAAAUGGCAAAGAAAGUGCUGAUUGUGUAUGCUCACCAGAACUCUAGAUCAUUCAAUGCUGCAGCUAAAAAUGCUGCUGUGGAUAUUCUGACUGACCAGGGCUGCAUAGUGGAAGUCUCUGACUUGUAUGCCAUGGCUUCUAAAGCCGCUGCUACAGCAGAGGACCUCAAAGGAAACUUGACGUGUGCUGAGGCCUUCCGUUAUCCUGAUGAAUCCAAACUUUCAUGGGAGCAGGGAAACCUUUCAUAUGAAAUCGCAAAGGAGCAAUCUAAGUUAGCUGAGGCAGAUUUGGUCAUCUUUCAGUUCCCCAUGUACUGGUUCGGUGUUCCUGGCAUCCUGAAGGGCUGGUUUGAUUGGGUGCUCACCAAUGGCUUUGACUUUUCGCAAGACGAACCCUACGGCCUGGAAAUCUUCAAGGGCAAGAAAGCCGUGCUGUCCUUGACGACUGGAUGUCGUACAGCCAUGUUCUGUGUUGAUGACGACAUGAAUGUCACAUUGUGGCCACUACAGAACGGUGUCCUGCACCACUGUGGCUUCCAGGUUCUGGCCCCUCAGGUCUUCUGGGCUCCGGAAUUUGCUGAUGCUGAAGAGCGUUGGAACAUGCUGGCGAGCUGGCGCUUACGACUGGAAGGCCUGCUGGAGGAGGAGCCCCUGUCCUUCACUCCCUUGGUCUGUUUUAAUGAGAAGACUUCCCAGUUGAAGCCUGAUGAUCAUGAGAAACAUGCCAGCAAAUAGUCUGGUCUGACGGUGGGCAUCCACCUCAACCAGCCACUGCCCCCUCGCAGCCAGAUGAAGGCUGGAUGCCAAGAUGUUACUCUUGUCUUGAAUGAUCAGCGUGUGUAAUUAAAGCUGCUUUAAUCAGA
Messenger RNA from Poecilia reticulata (guppy), 974 nucleotides. RefSeq names its product ribosyldihydronicotinamide dehydrogenase [quinone]-like. The record is from RefSeq and is a predicted model, not a curated record. Gene Ontology annotation, molecular function: NAD(P)H dehydrogenase (quinone) activity. Gene Ontology annotation, cellular component: cytosol. NCBI's taxonomy places the organism in Eukaryota, Metazoa, Chordata, Actinopteri, Cyprinodontiformes, Poeciliidae.